AUGGCUCAGAAUAUUAACCCUCAUUACGCAUCGUCGUCGAAUCCCGCCAAACAGAAUGAGGACACGAUAAAAUUAAAGGACAAUCACGCUGUGAGCAAACGACUUCAAAAAGAACUUAUGGAACUAAUGCGAUGUGCAGACAAAGGAAUAUCAGCGUUCCCAGAGAGUGACAAUCUAUUUAAAUGGAUCGGAACCAUCAACGGCCCACAAGACACGGUGUACACUGGUCACAAGUAUAAAUUAUCCCUGGAAUUCCCUAAUUCAUACCCUUACGCCCCUCCUGUAGUAAAAUUUUUGACACCUUGCUUUCACCCUAACGUAGACACAUGUGGCUUAAUAUGUUUAGAUAUACUAAAAGACAAGUGGACGGCCCUUUACGACGUGCGUACAAUUUUACUAUCGAUACAAAGUCUAUUAGCAGAGCCAAACACUCAGAGUCCCUUGAAUCAGCAGGCAUCUUAUUUAUGGCCGAACCAACCUGCCUAUAAGAAAUAUUUAGAUGAAUUUUAUAGUAAACAUAAAGACUCA
Messenger RNA from Brenthis ino (lesser marbled fritillary), 528 nucleotides. The record is from the annotation of a GenBank genome assembly. Lineage: Eukaryota; Metazoa; Arthropoda; Insecta; Lepidoptera; Nymphalidae.